AUCAUCCACCUCAUCAAUCCGCUUGAAUUCCUUAUUCGACGGUCGAGAUCAAUCCUUCUGCACAGCUACUCUGAGCAACGAAGAAGAAGCUCCUCUAUUCCUCUCUACUUUCUCUCUCCUCCGUUUCGCAACAAUUUUCUCUAAUUUCAAUUUAAAAAUUUUCUGGAAAUAAGAAGUUUCCCAUCGGAAAAAUGACGGAAGCGGAGGAAAUUCGGGAAGUUGAAGAGGUGGCAAGGGAAGAAAGGGAAGAGGAGGUGGCUGUUGAGGAAGUCGACGGAGAAGAUGACGAUAACGACGACGACGACGACGAAGAUGAGGACGACGGCGAAGAGGAAGAUGAGGAUGACGUUAGAGAGGUUUUGCACGGCACAGUUGGUGCUCCACUGGUUCAGUCCGUAGACGAUGAUGAUGACGACGAGGAGGACGGUGAUAGUGACGACGAUGACGAGGACGGCGAUGGUGAUGACGAUGAUGAUGACGAUGGUGAGGAUGAUGAAGAUGAGGACGGCGAGGAAGCUGAAGGAGAGGAGGAGGAUUUGGGAACGGAAUACCUUGUUAGGCCAGUCGGACGUGCUGAGGAUGAGGAAGAUGCCAGUGAUUUUGAACCAGAAGAAAAUGGUGAGGGGGAUGAGCUUGAAGAAGAGGAUGAGGAUGACGACGACGAUGAUGGUGCUGCUGGUGGUGGAAAGACUGAAGCCCCCGUAAAGAGGAAGAGGGGCAAUGAUGACUCAGACGAUGAUGAUGGAGAGGAUGAUGAGAGACCAUCCAAGAGAUAGGCCCAGUUCAAUCUCGUCUUCAUGGCUGACUAUUGAAGAGGACGUCAAUCUGGUCUUUCUUCAAUUAAUCCAUCCCCUGUUUAGGAAGGAGGACAAUGCGUCAGGAAACAAAAUCUUCCUUUAUGUAUUAUUAUCAUGGUGUAGUCUUCUUAGGUUGGGUUUUAUUCAGGCAAUGCACAGUUGUACGGGUCUGUGGAACCUUACAACAGUUUCAUAUGCUUUGCUGCUGGAAAUUUUUAGGCUAGUUGCAGGUUUGGUAGGUUAACAUGUUGUGACAUUUUAGUUUCGCUUUGAUCUAAUUUCUGUUGGAUAUUAUAUAUAUAGCUUGAAAAUCA
Molecule: messenger RNA, 1111 nt
Organism: Coffea eugenioides
Lineage: Eukaryota; Viridiplantae; Streptophyta; Magnoliopsida; Gentianales; Rubiaceae
Product: prostatic spermine-binding protein-like
Exons: 2
Coding region: 192-776 (194 amino acids)
Source: RefSeq, a predicted model, not a curated record